AUGUUAUUUCCGCAUUACCUAGCCAACUCUACUGGAACCCUACCCCUUCCCUCCCUCACGGAGAUUUCGGGUUUGCCGAGGGUCUUUGAAGUGGCUGUGGGUCUUUUCAUAACUGGUUUCGUACGUGAGAGCACGCUUCAUUUGUUCUCUGCCCCCGGCGGUAGCACCAAGCAUUGUUUAAAAGAACGGCCAAUUAUAUCUUUCGCUUUGCGGCAUUUUAAAGCCAUAAUGAUGUAA
This is a messenger RNA of Leptosia nina, 237 nucleotides long. Lineage: Eukaryota; Metazoa; Arthropoda; Insecta; Lepidoptera; Pieridae. The record is from the annotation of a GenBank genome assembly.